GUAAAAUCGAGAAGGCAACAGGAAGAAAAGAAUAAAAAAUCUCCAGCUGCAAAGGGAACUAGUUUUAUUAAUCAAAAUCAAAGGAUAGUUUCCGUUAAAAAUGCAAGAACGAUUAAUUAUGUAAAGUGAUUUAAAGCAUAGUCUUCCUGAUCCCUUUUCAAAUGAAGACGAUGAUUAUAAUAGAAAAGAAGAUUCGAGAAACAAUCUGAAUGAUGCGAGUUAUUCAAACAUGCCAUUAGAAGCAAGAUUGCCUCCAUUCGGUCCUGGCGAUCGUUCAACUAGUUCAAAAAAUAGAAAAUCAAAUAAAUCGAAGGAGCCAACUAGCAAAUCGCCUGUUAAUGCAAAACCCAAUUGGCGCGGGAUUAUAUAUAGAAUAAGAAAUAAGGAGGUUAAGGAGGAAAGGAGAAUUGGACCGAUUCAAAUUACAAAUUAUAUUGGUAAUUCUAUGGAGAAAUUCCCAUACUUAGAUCGAAAUCAAAACCAAUCUAAAUUAAUAAUCAAUCAAUUUGUGGGAUAUAAAAAUAGCGUUAUAGAAUAUUUAAUUAAAGAUCCUUUAAAUUAUGUCAACGGAUGCGCUAAAUUCCCCGUAUAUGUAGCAACUGUUGCUACUUCCUUAUUAGAAGAAUUAACGGAACUAGACUAUCUUCAAUCUUACUUAUCAAAAAAACAUAGGGUUGGAGUUAUAAAUGCCGAGAAGUGGUCACUCUUUUUAUUACCGACUACAAAAGAAUUUAGUGAUGUUCUUUAUGUAGAAAAACCAAAGAAUGUGCAAGAUCUUUACUUUGUACUUCAGUUCUCGAAGAAUGAAAUAGUAAAAUCACCAUUUUCUUCGACAUUAUCAUCACGUCCUAAUGUUUAUUCAAAUAGUGAUCCAAAUUUAGGUCCAGCGAAAAAGCAUAAAAAUUCCGUUGUUAAAGCUGUUAAAACACAAGAUCUUGAAAAAUCGCAACAGAACAAUAUAUUACCAAGUAUACAAUCAUUGCCAUGCUCACCACAAACACCAAAUAAGGAAAUUUCUAAUAAUUUAGAUGAACCAUCUUCACUUACAAAGCGUAAAAAUUCAGCACAGCAAUAUGACAAAAUGCAACAGAAUAAUGUGCCUUCGAAAACUUCACCUCAAAUUUGGCCAAAUUUCAAUAGUACAAAAAAAGAAAUUUCUAAUAAUUUGGAAUUACAACUUCCAUCAGCUAAAAAACAUAAAAAUUUCAUUCACACCGAGUUAUUACAUUUUGACAAAAUGCAACAAAACAAUAAGUUGUCAAAAGAAUCAUUUUCAGUUCAGUCAAAUUUCAAUCCAAAUGGGAAAAUUUCUGGUAAUCUGGAUUUACAAUCUGAAAAGCACAGAAAUUCUGAAGAAAAUCAGCAAAACGUUGUACCAUUACUUUCUCAUUCUUCUCAAACUGUCAUCGAAGAUAAAUCUUCAGAUUUGUCAGUUAAUUUUAAUAGCGAAUUAAAAGAUUUUUUUGAAACUUCAAACUUUGCCGUGAUUGGAUCAAAAUAUAUUGAAAGUCAAAAUGUAAUUAAUCAUUUGAUGAAGAUUGGUAGUAAUGAAGUAUUAAUCAAGGAUCCUCGUAUAAAUUGUAUUUUAGUAAGUUAACUCCUUAUUUUUAAAAAUCAAUUUUUUUUUUAAAAAAAA
Rhizophagus irregularis DAOM 181602=DAOM 197198 is the source of this 1636-nucleotide messenger RNA. The record is from RefSeq and is a predicted model, not a curated record. Lineage: Eukaryota; Fungi; Glomeromycota; Glomeromycetes; Glomerales; Glomeraceae.